AUGGUAAAUACAAUAUUCUGUCGUUACAAUCAACCCUGUAGCCAUAUUGUUUAUCUUCGUCUUUGCCUUGAUUGGCGCCAUCAAAUCUCCCGCUAUUUCCUUUUCUCCACCAUAAAAAGAUUCCCGCCAAAUAAUGGCCACCUGGUUCUUUCUUUCCUUUUUCCUCUCUAUCCGAAUUGUAAUCUAUCUAAGCUAUCUGUCUAUAUCCUUUCUUUUUUUUCUUUCCUUGUUUCCUUCAAUUCCGAAUCCUUACUUAUCAAUCUAUCACAAACGUCUAACCCGACAUGUGACAACAUCCAUUCUCAGUACCUUAUUUUUCUUUAUUUUCCACUUAUUCUCAUUCACCAUUCUGUGAUUUUCUUCUUCUUUACAUUAGAUUAUUUUUUUUCUUUACCGCUUCUAUUCUUUUUCUUCUUUACAGCUACCAUUCUUCUUUGCAUCACUUUUCCUUCCUUGUUCUUCUUACAUUUCGUUACCGCUUCCGUUCUUCGUUUUUCUCUUCCUUACCACUUUCCUUCUUCGUCCUUAUCGCUUUUCUUCUUUCUCUUUUUCCGUAUCGCUUUUCUUCUUCCUCUUCUUCCUUAUCACUUUUCUUCUUCCUCUUCUUCCUUAUCGCUUUUCUUCCUCCUCUUCUUCCUUAUCGCUUUUCUUCUUCCUCUUCUUCCUUAUCGCUUUUCUUCCUCCUCUUCUUCCUUAUCGCUUUUCUUCCUCCUCUUCUUCCUUAUCGCUUUUCUUCUUCCUCUUCUUCCUCCUUUUCUUCCUUUUCUUCCUCCUCUUUUCUUCCUUAUUCUUCAUAUCUUUUCUUCUUCCUCUUCUUCCUUAUCCUUUUCUUCCUCCUCUUCUUCUUCCUUCUCCUCUUCUUCCUUAUCUUUUCUUCCUCCUCUUCUUCCUUAUCGCUUUUCUUCUUCCUCUUCUUCUUAUCGCUUUUCUUCCUCCUCUUCUUCCUUAUCGCUUUUCUUCCUCCUCUUCUUCCUUAUCGCUUUUCUUCCUCCUCUUCUUCCUUAUCGCUUUUCUUCCUCCUCUUCUUCCUUAUCGCUUUUCUUCUUCCUCUUCUUCCUUAUCGCUUUUCUUCCUCCUCUUCUUCCUUAUCGCUUUUCUUCUUCCUCUUCUUCCUUAUCGCUUUUCUUCCUCCUCUUCUUCCUUAUCGCUUUUCUUCUUCCUCUUCUUCCUUAUCGCUUUUCUUCAUCCUCUUCUUCCUUAUCGCUUUCUUCUUCCUCUUCUUCCUUAUCUUUUCUUCCUCCUCUUCUUCCUUAUCGCUUUUUCUUCUUCCUCUUCUUCUUAUCGCUUUUCUUCUUCGUCUUCUUCCUUAUCGCUUUUCUUCUUCCUCUUCUUCCUUAUCCUUUUCUUCCUCCUCUUCUUCCUAAUCGCUUUUCUUCUUCCUCUUCUUCCUUAUCGCUUUUCUUCCUCCUCUUCUUCCUUAUCGCUUUCUUCUUCCUCUUCUUCCUUAUCCUUUUCUUCCUCCUCUUCUUCCUUAUCCUUUUCUUCUUCCUCUUCUUCCUUAUCGCUUUUCUUCCUCCUCUUCUUCCUUAUCCUUUUCUUCCUCCUCUUCGUCCUUAUCCUUUUCUUCUUCCUCUUCUUCCUUAUCCUUUUUCUUCCUCCUCUUCUUCCUUAUCCUUUUCUUCUUCCUCUUCUUCCUUAUCCUUUUCUUCCUCCUCUUCUUCCUUAUCCUUUUCUUCCUCCUCUUCGUCCUUAUCGUUUUUCUUCCUCCUCUUCUUCCUUAUCGCUUUUCUUCUUCCUCUUCUUCCUUAUCCUUUUUCUUCUUCCUCUUCUUCCUUAUCGCUUUUCUUCUUCCUCUUCUUCCUUAUCGCUUUUCUUCCUCCUCUUCUUCCUUAUCGCUUUUCUUCUUCCUCUUCUUCCUUAUCGCUUUUCUUCUUCCUCUUCUUCCUUAUCACUUUUCUUCUUUCUCUUUUUCCUUAUCGCUUCCCUUCAUUUGCUUUUUUCAUUUCUUCUUCUUUUUCCAUAUUUUUUCUCUUCUUCUUUCUCAAUUAUUCCCUUCUUUUUCUUUACUUGUUCUUUAUCGUUAUUCCUCCCCUUCAUUAUCCUCUCUAUCGCUUUCCUUCUUCUUAUCGCUUCCCAUCUUCUUUUUCUUCUUUAUUAACUCUUCCCUUCUUAUUCUCCUUCUCUGUCGCUUCCCUCCUCUUCCUCCUCCUCCUCCUCCUCCUUCUUCUUCUUCUUCUUCUUCUUCUUCUUCUUCCUUUCUUUCUCUUCUUCCCUACUGAGUCUUCUUUUUUAUCGUUCACGUUAUUCUCUUUUUUCCACUUCUGUUCAUCCUCUUUUUCUUCCUCGCCAUUUCCGUUCUUCUUCAUCACCAUUUCCGUCCUUUUCCUCCUUCUAUUUUUCCUCUUCUUCAAUACAUUCUUUCUUUCUUUCUUUCUUUCUUUCUUUCCCACCUCAGUUCUUUUUUCUUCUUCUUCUUCACCACUUCUCUUCUUUUUUUCACCACGUCCCUUCUUUUUCACCACUUCCCUUCUUCUUCUUCUUCUUCUUCUUCACGUCUACAUUUCUUCAUCAUUUCUCUUUUUCUUCACCACUUCCAUUUCGACCCUUUUGUACUUUUUCAGUUCUUCUUCUUCAUGCUUACUUACUAUGCUUAAUAUAAUCUACUGCAUCGCUAUAACUUGGUCCGCUCGUAGUUUUGCUGUUUUUCUUUGCAUUGCUUUUGCUGAUGCGGAGAAAGUUAAGAAUAAAAACUCCUUCGUGUCAUCCUUCAUUCUUGUUGCUACAUGGCGACCUUUGAUACAUUUUACUUUUGGUUUACUUCGUCAUUAUUUUUACUUUUCCCCUACAUCUUCUAUCUAUCUUAAUAACAUUCUUCAUUUUCAUUUCUUGCUAGACUUUCAUUCUACGCUCCAAUUUUUCUGUUUUAUGUCUGUGUUAACUUCCCUUUCAUCCUUUGUUCAUUACACUCUUUCUUCUCAAUAUUGCACAUUUCUACUUUCCCCGUCACUCUUUUUCUUGUUUCGUUCAACCACCAUUACAGGUUUCCUUCUUCGUAUUUUCUCCCUUUAUUCCUUCUCUUUUCAUUGCCAUCUAUCUAUCUAUCCAUCUAUCUAUCUAUCCAUCUAUCUAUCUAUCUAUCUAUCUAUCUAUCUAUCUAUCUAUCUAUCUAUAUAUAUAUAUAUAUAUAUAUAUAUAUAUAUAUUCUCUUUUGUAUUUCUUCUCUUUUAUUACUCCCAAUUCUUUAGUUUCCUCUUUCGCCAAUACAUUUCGCUUACUCUACCAUAUGUUGCAGCGAGCGAGAAUCGAACUUCUUUCACUUUUAUCGUUUCUUUUUACUUUCAUCAAUUUCAUUCGUUUCUUCACAUACCUUUUUCUUUCUUUCUUUUUCUCUCUCACGAUUUGAUGCUUGACAGUAAUCUGAUACUAAAUUAUUUGUUUUCUUUCUCUUUUUUUUUGUGUAUCUCUUUCUUUAUUUCAUUCUUUCACCCUUCGCAUUUUCCUCUCUUUUUUUCUUCCACUCUUUUAACUCUUUUCCCUUCUCUUUAUUUUCACUUUCACUGUCUUUUUCUGUGGGUCGCUCGCUGUAGACUCCCCCACCCACUUUUUUUUUUUUUUCACUUGUCAAUUCCUGCAAACCCCUUUUCUUUCAUUCCGUUGUUGUCACGCACUUCAUAG
Messenger RNA from Acanthosepion pharaonis, 3615 nucleotides. NCBI's taxonomy places the organism in Eukaryota, Metazoa, Mollusca, Cephalopoda, Sepiida, Sepiidae. The record is from the annotation of a GenBank genome assembly.